This is a messenger RNA of Cordyceps fumosorosea ARSEF 2679, 1539 nucleotides long. Its product is annotated as agmatinase precursor. The transcript is spliced from 5 exons. Bases 1 to 1539 code for a protein of 512 amino acids. Gene Ontology annotation, molecular function: metal ion binding; agmatinase activity. Lineage: Eukaryota; Fungi; Ascomycota; Sordariomycetes; Hypocreales; Cordycipitaceae. The record is from RefSeq and is a predicted model, not a curated record.
AUGUGUUUCUUCUGCCUUGGAACCCUCGUGCUGGAGGCUUCAGAGCUCAAGACACUAGCCGUCAGCUCCCCGCCCCAGGUGCUUCGUGUUCAAUUUGCGCCAGACACGGAAAAGCUUCUGCGCGACUGCAAGUUGAACCCUGCUGAGUUCUUCCGCUCUGUGCAGGCCGCCAAGGUGGCCUUGCCAACGGGACAAGGCUGGGAGGCUGCGAUAGCUACCAAGAAGCACAAUGCCGACUCGCGUGACGUAUUGAGAGUGCUCCACAGGUUCGAGUGCUACAACAUCUACCGCCAUGUUGUCGAGGCAGGCCUCCAUACGGGCGAGCACUGGAUACGGGAAAGCCGCCUGGAGCUCGUCAAGACACUUUGCCAAAAGAUGGCUCUUCGAUCACUCUUUGCGCGCGUCUUGGCGCUGGCUGCGCUGGUCCUCUGGCUCGUAGACGCUUCUUGGGCCGUCAAGACAGAGACGACUGCUGAACUGGAAGAGAAAUGGGGCUCUGACUGGGCGAUCUCCGGGAUAUCGACCUUCAAUCAUCUUCCGCAUUCGAAAUGUCUGGUGAACCAGUCUCUUGCGUUUGACAUUGCCGUCGUCGGGCUCCCCUUUGACGCGCUUACAACCUAUCGAUCCGGUGCUCGGGAAGGUCCUAAGGCCAUCCGCUGGGCAUCCGGACGGCACCUCUCCACGCGCAGCUUCCACACCAAACUAGGCUUCAACCCGUACGAGUCGUGGGCGUCGGUCCUCGAUUGCGGUGACGUGCCCAUCAUUCCCAACGACCCGGUGCUGGCCAUGGAGCAGAUGGAGGACGGGCUCGCCAACCUGCUCUCGCACCCGACCACGACCGACCGCUGGUCGCACCCGCGGCUCGUGCUGCUCGGCGGCGACCACUCCGUUGUACUGCCGAUGCUACGAGCGCUCAAGACGGUGCGCGGCGAGCCGGUCGCGCUGCUGCACUUUGACGCGCACAUGGACACCCUGGCGCCGGACGCGUACCCGCGCAAGGCCUGGAAGUCCAAGGCGUCCGAGGUGCACCACGGGACCGUCUUCUGGCACGCCGUGCAGGAGGGGCUGCUGAUUCCUCGGCGGCUGGUGCACGCGGGCAUCCACGGGCGCGUCACGGGCGCGGCGGACCUGGGGUCGGACGACGGCAUGGGGUUCCUGCGCAUCAGCGUCGAGGAGAUGGACGACGUGGGCGCCGACGCCAUUGCGGAUAGGAUCUACGAGGUGAUUGGCCCGGACGUGCCCGUCUACGUGAGCAUAGACAUUGACGUGCUGGACCCGGCGUUCGCGCCGGGCACGGGCGCGCCGGAGACGGGCGGCUGGACGUCGCGCGAGCUGAUCCGGAUCAUGACGGUGCUGGGCAGGCUCGACGUGGUGGGCGUGGACGUGGUGGAGGUGACGCCGGCGUAUGAUAGUGCCGGCGGCGACACGGCGUUUGCGGCUGCCAACCUGGCGUACGAGGCCAUCUCGAUGAUGGUGAUGCACGAGGAGGAGAAGGCGCCGAAGGAGAAGGCGCGUGAGAAUGUGCGAACGGAGCUUUGA